Messenger RNA from Brenthis ino (lesser marbled fritillary), 1020 nucleotides. NCBI's taxonomy places the organism in Eukaryota, Metazoa, Arthropoda, Insecta, Lepidoptera, Nymphalidae. The record is from the annotation of a GenBank genome assembly.
AUGAUGGUGUAUUCCAGUGGUGCACUGGGCGGGCUGGAGGUGGUGGACGGCGGAUUGGUGGGCGGCGAACUGGCGGCGCAUGUGUUAAGCGCCCAAGCUGCCGCCCACGCCGCUGCGACUGCUCAUCAACAGCAACAACAAAUUGCUGUUCAGCAAAUAAAAACGUCUCCCUCAUCGGGUCGAUCUACCCCCGUGGCGACCACAGCGGGCACAACCUCUCCGUCGCCAAGCAAACUGUUUGUAGGGGGCCUCAGCUGGCAAACCAGUUCUGAGAAACUAAGGGAAUACUUUGCUAUGUUUGGAGCAGUUACCGAUGUGCUCAUUAUGAAGGACCCGGUCACUCAGCGCUCGCGCGGCUUUGGCUUCAUCACGUUUCAGGAAGCCUCAUCCGUGGACAAAGUCCUCGCCGUGCCUGUCCACACUCUGGACGGGAAACGCAUCGACCCCAAACACGCUACACCCAAAUCUGCCCCAAAACCUGCUAAGACCAAAAAGAUUUUCGUCGGUGGCGUCGGACAGGACACCUCAGCAGAAGAAGUGCGCGCCUAUUUCUCCCAAUUCGGCCUUGUAGAAGAUGCUGUGAUGUUAAUGGACCAGCAAACGAAACGUCAUCGCGGUUUCGGCUUCGUCACCUUCCAUUCCGAGGAAGCAGUCGAACGCGUUUGUGACAUACAUUUUCAUACAAUCAAGAAUAAAAAAGUUGAAUGUAAACGCGCUCAGCCAAAAGAAGCGGUGGCCGCAGCACCUCUAGCUCUAGGGAAGCGCUUGGUUCUCCGCCCUGGAAGGGGUUUGGUUUACGCGACCGGUGGGGUAGGGGCUGUCCCAACGGUUGGCACACACUAUAGGUAUGCCCCAUACGCACUACCGGCCGCCACGGCUACCACAGCCCUGGUAGCCCCGCCAGCCCCCCAACCUGCUCCGUUGCCCCAAUUCGGAACAGCCUAUUCCCUCGCCGGGGUAGACAUGUCCUCCUUCCAAGGCGUCGACUGGAGUGCCAUGUACGGAGUGCCCAUGUACAUA